Molecule: messenger RNA, 606 nt
Organism: Salvelinus namaycush (lake trout)
Lineage: Eukaryota; Metazoa; Chordata; Actinopteri; Salmoniformes; Salmonidae
Product: GTPase IMAP family member 9-like
Exons: 2
Coding region: 1-606 (201 amino acids)
Molecular function (GO): GTP binding
Source: RefSeq, a predicted model, not a curated record
AUGGGUAAUUCUAUGCCUGCAGGGCGUGACAUUAGAAUUGUGAUGAUUGGAAAAACUGGAGCUGGUAAAAGUGCUACUGGAAACACCAUUCUGGGCCAAAAAUCUUUCACAUCUAUUGAAGACGCUAUAUCGGUGACUGAGAGUUGUGUUAAAGAAAGAGUUAAUGAUAAUAGAUGGAUAUAUGUGGUGGACACACCAGGACUUUUAGACACUGGGAAGACUGAAGAACUUGUCAAAAAGGAGAUAGCGAGGUGUCUUCAAAAGUCAUCCCCCGGUCCUCAUGUCUUCUUGCUGGUGGUGGAGGCAACGACAUGGAGGAAGGAGGAUCAGAAUACUGUGGAUGAUCUGGAGAGGCUCUUUGGACCAGAGGUCUUCAAGUUCAUGAUUGUGCUCUUUACUCACGGUGAUAAACUUGUGGGUCAAACAAUAAACAACUUCAUAUCUGAUGGCCAUCAGUGUGUUCGAGCAAUUAUAAAACGCUGUUCUGGCAGGUUCCAUGUUUUCGACAAUACAAGUGGAAGUAGAGGUCAAGUUGUUGAGCUGGUCAAGAAGAUUGAUGAGAUGGUGGCAGUAGCUGGAGGAGGGUACUUCACACAUAGAAGAUAA